AUGUAUCAGCCAAAACUUCUUCCCUUUAUUUUGUCACCCAUCUUCAUCAAGAGUCUUCUUGCCGUUGUUGUUCUCCUUACUUCUAUUCGUACACUGUUUCUCUAUUACGAUGUUGCUUUAACCGCGCAUGUUGAACAUGCCACCGCCGCCGCACCUCUUCGAUCUCAAAGAGAAACCAACUGUCUACCGCAACUUUCUCCUAACCUUUCGCAAACCCUUCACCUUUUACAGUCAUCAUGUCAGCCUGCGCCUCGCGACCCGAAAUCCCACAUUCGCAUUACCACUGUGACGGCACAAUUUGGCAAGAUCCAAGAGCAUUACCAGAAUGCUCUGCAGUCCCACGUCCUGCACACAACCCUCCACGGCGCCGGGCUCGAAGUUAUGUGUACACCAAUCGUAGACGACCUGUGGAACAAACCGGCCUAUUUGCUGUCCCUCCUACUCGACGAGAUGCUUAAACCACCCGAAGAACGAACGGAAUGGCUCUUCUGGGCGGACCGCGACACAAUCAUCCUCGACCAGUGCCGACCGAUAUCGAGCUUCCUCCCACACCGCAUUGUCAACGAAGCCACUAGCGGCGCGGCGGCCCACGGAGCGGUACCGAAAGACGACGACGUGCACCUUGUGGCAGCGGACGACUGGAACGGGCUCAAUAACGGGGUAUUUUUGCUACGCGUCAGUCAGUGGGCCAUCGAGCUCUUCAGCGCCAUCCUGGCCUUUCGGCAUUUUAGGCCCGGCACGGAGCUCCGCUUCACCGAGCAAAGCGCCAUGGAGAUCCUUAUAAAGGAGAAGAGGUUCAACAAGGGGGUGCGGAUGAUGCCUCAGCACUGGUUCAACUCGUAUCCCGGCAGCGUCAAGGCUGAGGCGUACCUCGAGGGGAAUGACGAAAAUGGGCUCUCGGAAUGGCAGACGAGACGAGGCGACUUUUUGAUCCAUUUCGCUGGGUUGGGCGAGGACGAUCGAGGAAAGGAAAUGGCUAGCUGGCUGGACAUGCUGGGGAAGACACACUAUACUUUGGAGGCUGGGAGGGUGCAGAGGAAUAUCACAUCGGCCAUGGAGACAUAUUGGGAAGAGUCAGAAUCGGAAGAGACAUAA
Molecule: messenger RNA, 1095 nt
Organism: Colletotrichum orchidophilum
Lineage: Eukaryota; Fungi; Ascomycota; Sordariomycetes; Glomerellales; Glomerellaceae
Exons: 1
Coding region: 1-1095 (364 amino acids)
Biological process (GO): protein N-linked glycosylation
Cellular component (GO): Golgi membrane
Molecular function (GO): glycosyltransferase activity
Source: RefSeq, a predicted model, not a curated record